Molecule: messenger RNA, 1008 nt
Organism: Naegleria lovaniensis
Lineage: Eukaryota; Heterolobosea; Eutetramitea; Acrasida; Naegleriidae
Exons: 3
Coding region: 1-1008 (335 amino acids)
Source: RefSeq, a predicted model, not a curated record
AUGUCUUCAUCGUCUUCCAUCAGGAAUUAUCUUUCUUCCCGAACGGCUGCAAGAGCUCAAGCAAUCAUCCAGCAUAUCAUGCCUUUGAUCCUUGAAAAUGUUCGGAAAGAAGAUGGAACACUAUCAACGGAAUCACCAUCGCUAUAUGACAUUUCUGAAAAAUUACAAUUGAUUUUUCCUCCUCAUAAUUAUCAGGAAGAGGAAAUAUUUACCUCUCCAAAGAAAUUACUCCCGACUGCAUUUUCAAAAUUUGAAUUUGAUUUAUUCUUGAAGACUUUGGUAGAUGCCAUUAAUAAUGGUAAAAUAGAUCAUUCUAAUUUAACUGUAAUGGAUUUAUGUGGAAAGGUUUAUGAUAUUAACAAUAAUAUUCUGAUGAUUGCUCUUCCAAAACUCUCGUUCUUGAAAGAAAUCAAUCUUAGCAAUGUACAAUUAAAUGAUGAUAUCAUUGUGGGAAUUUGUACUAAAAUUCCACAAAUUGAACGAGUAAAACUAGAAAAUACAGCAAUUACUGACAAUGGAUGUAUUGGAAUGAUCAAGUCGUUGCCAAGUCCUCAAAACGUGAAGCACUUAAAUUUAUCAAAAACAAAGGUAACUGAAAACUCCAUGAAAUAUUUGGCUGAUCUUUAUUCAGCUCUUGAGAAUCAUUUAGAAAAAUUAGAAAUUGAAGGCAUUGACGUCAGCCGAUGGACUGUCACCAGAUUAUUUAAUAAUUGUAGAAAAUUAUGUAAAAUUGAGAAGGGCCAUGAAGGGUCAUUUGUGAUUUUUAGAAACAAUGUCAUACUGCUAGUGCCAUCAAAUCCAAACGCACACAGCUAUACGUUACGACUCGAUCAUCCAUUGCUCGAUGAAAGAAUUUUGCGUAAUAUUUUGGGUGUCUACAAAAACGUGAACCAUUUACAUUUGAAAAGUGACCAGCUCACCAACCACAACGUGUCUAACUCGAUACGACUCUCCAACAUCAAAACACUUCAAUCUUUCACGCUCAACGAUCAAUCUUUUAAGGUUUAA